GGCGCCAGAAGAAAACGCCGGGCGUCGCGUUAAUAACUAUCGUCGUCGCCGUCGUCGGUUGUUUCAAUCGACGCAAGUUUUCGAUACCGCAGAGCGGAAUAUAUUUUUUUAAUGUGACAUUAAGUGCGUAUACCUGAAUCGGUGGCAGUUCCUAUAUAUUUCUAACCGUUUUAGAAGUAGUACGUUUAGUGCGGUUUUAAGUUCCGAGUUAGAACUACGUCGCAACCACGUUACCGUUAUGUCAUUGAAGAAACUGAUGGACUACCGCAGAAAAUGCGCCCACCGCAUCUCGAAGGGCGUUCAAUUGGCGAGCAUGUGAUGCGUCGCGAUGCCCACCCUGUCCGCGGCGCCUGAGCUGAGUUCCGGCGGCCGCGACGAGCGGCAGAUCAGCGGCGCAUCCCGACCAGCCGCCAUGAGCCCCGAACAGGAAGCGUCGCCGCCGCCCGCCGCCCCAGGCGCGUCCCCGCCGCCCGCGCCGCCCACUCGGCUCUCCUCGCCGACGGGUUCGGCGGCGGCCGGUGCCGCAAACUCGGACGUCGAGCAGUUCGCCGGUAAAAUCGUCUACAACCCCGACGGUUCCGCUUACAUCAUCGAGGAUUCGGAGAGCGGCGACGGCGGCGAGUGUCAGGGACCGCCCGCCCCCGACGUCGUGCCGCCCUUACAAGCGGUCUACGUGUCGCGGUUGCUAAGGCAACCGUCCGCGCGACCGACCGAACUACCCGCUGUGCAUAGUUACCGCGUGGUGGCAUUGCGGGACGCGCGUCCACCACGUCCCGCGUCGGUACCCAUCAAACCGAUCCUGAUGUGUUUCGUGUGCAAAUUGUCGUUCGGGUUCGCGAGGUCGUUCGCGAACCACGCCCAUUCGGAACACGGGGUGGCUCUGAAAGACAACGAACGCGAAGUGCUAGCGGCGGACUGUAGUGCAAUCCUCCAGUGCGUGGGGGCGGAUAAGAGGCCGGUGGUGUCGUUGCUGGAACCGUUGGGGAGCCCGGCGCAGGAACCUCACCAAAUGAGCCAGUUGAUCCCGAUGCAAAAUAAUCGUCCCGAGGGUCCAUCUCCAAUGACUGAAACUCCACCCGGUUCGUCGGCCCGGAACACCCCCGGAAAAUCGCCGUCGCCGCCGUUCGCCACUCCGCCGGCCUUCAUGACCGGUACGACGAUAGGGGUGUGUCCGGAACACCUCCAAGGUCGUCCAUCGGGCGUCGAGUGCGCCCGCUGCGAGAUGAUCCUGGCUUCCGGCCGUCUCGGUCCCGCGGGCCUCGCGAACGUCCACAGUCGCAACUCCUGCAAGACCCUCAAAUGUCCCAAGUGUAACUGGCACUACAAGUACCAGGAAACGUUGGAGAUUCACAUGAAAGAGAAACACCCGGAGGCGGAGACGAGUUGUAUCUACUGCAUAGCUGGCCAGCCGCAUCCACGACUGGCCAGAGGCGAGACCUACACGUGUGGCUACAAACCGUACAGGUGCGAAGUUUGUAACUACUCGACCACCACCAAAGGCAAUCUUAGUAUACACAUGCAAUCCGAUAAGCACCUGAACAAUAUGCAAGAGCUGCAGAACGGCGGCGGACCGAACAGCGAGCCCAGACAGGCGUCGCCGAAGGCACCUGCGUUGCACCACUCGCCCGUCAGCAGCGGCCACAAACCCAAACCUAGUUUUAGGUGUGACGUGUGUAAUUACGAAACGAACGUCGCUAGGAAUCUCAGGAUACACAUGACCUCCGAAAAGCACACCCACAACAUGUUGGUGUUGCAACAAAACGUUAAACAUAUGCAAACCUUAUCCGCGUUGCAUCACCAGCAACAUCCGCAGCAGCACAUGGAGAGCCUGUACGGCAUUUAUCCGGGCUUGGGAGACAAACCGGAAGCGGCGCUGGCCGAUAUGGCCUACAAUCAGGCGUUGCUGAUACAAAUGAUGACCGGCGGUCAGUUGCCCGGUCACACUGGUCCCGCGGACAUGGCCGCGCACUCUGACCUCGGCCUGAACCCGGAAACGAUGGAACCGCCGCCGGAGCCCGCGGAUCCGGACCCGGAAAAGAUCUACCAGUGCUGCGUCUGCAACGUAUUCCAGACGGAUAAUCUGGAGGACUUGGGCAGACACCUCGCGCUGGACAGAACAAGACUGAGAGAGCAGGAGAUAUUGGCGGUGGUGGCCGGCCAUUACGUGUGCAAAUUGUGCACGUACAAGACGAACCUGAAAGCGAACUUCCAACUCCACUGUAAGACUGACAAGCAUCUCCAAAGGUUGCAGCACGUGAACCACGUGAAGGAGGGCGGGGCGCGGAACGAAUGGAAACUGAAGUACGCGUCCGCUCCGGGUGGCGUGCAGAUCAGGUGCAACGCGUGCGACUAUUACACCAAUUCCGCGCACAAACUCCAACUGCACGCGGCGGCCGGCCGUCACGACGCCGGCGUCGCCUUACUCAAACACCUGCUGGAAAGGUGCAACGCGUUGGCGCCGAACCAACCGCGGGUGUUUCAUUGUUCUUUGUGCGGGUUUUCCGCGACCAACCGACUACCUCUUCUCCAACACGUACGAUCUCUGAAGCAUCUCCACAUGGAGCAGCUGCACCAGCUCCAAAGGCGGGCGGAGGGCAAGGACGCGUCGCCCGACAUCGGCGAAGUUUUCCACGUGGUGCCGGGACCCGUCGACGGGACCCAGACCCCUCAGCAGCAGCAAACUCCAGAACGCCGAGACAGUAUCAACUCCGAACUGAGCCAGAUCGAGGCCAACCGCGACCAAGUGAAAUCCGAACCUCGGGAGGACACCGACGAACCGGGCUGCGAAUCCUCCCAAAUCCAUCCCCACCUCUGUCCCUACUGCGAAUACUCGAGCGACUCCGAAAUGCGCAUCCAAGCCCACGUGCUCGCGCAGCAUUGCUCCGGUAGCGCGGGGAACGUCCAAGAAACGGUCAUCCAUUGCCCGUUGUGCCAAGAUCUCUUCAAAGACCGUACCAGCCUCGAACGGCACGUGAUGCAAAUCCACUCGGUGAACAGCGAAGGCCUGCAGAGGCUGCUGAUGCUCGUAGACCAGAGCCACUGGCUCAACCAAGCAUCCAGGACGCCUACUCCCAACAAUUCGGUGCCCAAUCAGGUGUCACCCACGUCCGUAUCUUCCAAAGACUCGAACAAGCUGGAGCGAAGCGCCGAAACGGAGGGCGAGCCCGAUCUGCUGUCGCCAUCUAGCGACGACAAUGCGGAAUCGGAAUCCGAGCGUUGCGGCACGUGUUUCAAAACGUUUCGUAACAUCGACGAGCUGUGUUUCCAUCAGAACGAAACCGGUCACCUGGAGAUCAAACAAACGCCGAGCGGACCGGGCUACGUGUGCUGGAAGAAAGGUUGCAACCAGUUUUUUCCAACCGCGCACACCCUGCAGAUGCACUUCAAAGAGGUCCACGCGAAGAACUCGGUGUGCAACAUGUCCGUCUCAGAGAAACACGUGUACAAGUACAGAUGCAAUCAGUGCUCGCUCGCGUUUAAGACCCUCGAGAAGUUGCAACUCCACUCGCAGUACCAUCUGAUCCGAGACGCGACCAAGUGCGUUUUGUGCGGGAGGAGCUUCAGGUCGCUAGUCGCGUUGCACAAGCACGUCGAGAGCGUCCACUCGGAGCUCACCGACGAAGAGCUGAACGCUUACAAGCAGAGCCUUAUGAAUAACCCCCUCCUGCUCGCCGGGUUACAAGGACAGAUCCUCGACAGCUCGACGAACGAUCUGCUGAAGAAGGAGUCGAUGAGGGGCGACGAGAACGAGUGCGAGGACGCGAAAGAUGCCACGCUGGACGACGGCAAUCAAAACGACGGCGAGAACUCGGACGACAGUAUCGUCUACAAGGACCAGCAGUUCUUGGAAGACUACCUGAACAGCCAAGCGAUCGCCGAGGACAGUUACAACGAUCCGAAUCGAAAGUACAAGUGCCACCGUUGUCGGGUGGCAUUCACGCGACAAAGCUACCUAACGGCGCACAACAAAACGCUCCUGCAUCGCAAAGGCGAAAAACUGAGCUAUCCGAUGGAGAAAUACCUCGACCCGAACCGCCCGUACAAGUGCGACGUGUGCAAGGAGAGUUUUACGCAGAAGAACAUCCUGCUGGUGCAUUAUAACUCGGUGAGCCACCUGCACAAGCUAAAGCGCGCGAUGCAGGAGCAGCAGAACAACAACAACAACCCGCCGAUCUCGCCGGUCCAAGCUCAAAACUUGUCGCUGACGCCGAAGGGCGCGUGCGGCGACGAAGACGACAAGAAAAAGUACCGUUGCAACAUCUGCAAAGUGGCGUAUACGCAGGGUAGCACGCUCGACAUCCACAUGCGCAGCGUGCUCCACCAGACGCGCGCUAGCAAGCUCCAAGAUUUGGCGAUGGCCGGUCAGAUUGACCUCACGAAACCGCUGAUAGAACAACCGGAGGCCGUGCAGUCUCCGAAACAGUCGAGUCCCGCGCCAGGUAGUGGGGACAAACAACCCUCUCCCACCCCGCCGUCGCCCGGUCUCUCAGGUAGUCAAGGGAUGACGGGGUGCUCGAAAUGCGGCUCGCUAUUCAAUUCGCAAGAUCAGUUGAGCGCGCACCAGCUCUACUGCAUGUUCGCGGCCCCGAUGGCCAUAUUUCAAAACGCGAGCGAACCGAACCAGGCGAAGAGUCCGCCUCCGAUCGAAGACCAAUCGAAACUGAACAUGUCCAACAAUAAAAAGGGUUCGCACAUCUAUAAACAUUUGCUCGAGGGGUUCGGGUUCGACUUGGUGAUGCAAUACAACGAGAGCCACCAGAGGAGGCAGCGGCAGCAGCAACGCGAAGCCGAAGAAAAGGCCGCGGAAGCGGAGGCGGCGGCCGCGGUGGCGGCCAGCGCCGCGGAAGAGAUCCCGGAGACGCCGGUACCAGCGGUAUCCGAAGAACAAGCCGAACCGGCGAAAGACGCAACCGAAGAAGGCGGCGACGUCGCCAGUUUGCCCGAAGUAAGUAAAUCGACCUGUCAGACGUGCAACAAAGAGUUCUCGAGUGUGUGGGUGCUCAAGUCUCACUGUGAGGAGGUGCACAAGGACCUGGUGCCGCUCGAAUACUUAGAAAAGUAUGCUCAACAGCUGAAAAACGAGAUCGAAAAGAAAACCGUGGUCGUGACCGUGGCGACGUCGUCGACGAACAACACGCAACCGCGAGUGACUACCCCGACCGCCACGCAAAGUCCCGCCGCCGCGGAAAACGCGACCCCCGACAAGGAGGACGAGUCCAAGGACGUCCUCCACGCGAAACUUAACCUCCAAACGCCUCCGGAGGCGACCUCGACCGCGCCUUCGACGCCGACCUCUUCGACUACGCCGGCCAGCAGCACCGAUUCGCUGCCGGCGAAUAUCCAGGCGAUGCUCGCGCAGACCAUGGCUCAGAAUCCGAUGGCGCUCGCUCAGCAAAUGUCCGAGAUGCAGGCCGCCUUCAACGUGAUGCAGCUGCAGCAGCUCAACUUCAAUCCGAUGAUGCAGAUGAUGGGAAUGGGGUUGCCGCUGGGGCUGAACGCCCUGGCGGCGAUGAACCUGCAGCCGCCACUGGUGCCGUUGAUGAUGCCGCCGCCGCCGUACGACCCGAUGAGCCAGUUCGGGCCGCAGGAUCAGCAGGCCAUCUUGGCCAAACAACAGGCGGCCAUGAUGCAGCAGCAGGCGGUCGCGAACGCAGCCGCGGCCAAUCAAAAACGAGCCCGUACCCGAAUCACCGACGAACAGUUGAAAAUUUUGCGCGCCCACUUCGACAUCAACAACUCCCCUUCGGAAGACCAGAUCCACGAGAUGGCCACCCAGAGCGGGUUGCCGCCCAAAGUGAUCAAACACUGGUUCCGAAACACCCUCUUUAAAGAACGCCAACGUAACAAAGACAGUCCUUACAACUUCAACAACCCCCCGAGCACGACACUGAACUUGGAAGAGUACGAGAAAACUGGCGAAGCGAAAGUGAUGCCGCUGAACAGCUCGGGUAGCAGUAGCGACGAGCAAAACAAGAGUAAAGAGUCGUCGUCGCCGCUUCAACAGCCCGAGAUCAAAGCGGAAAUCAAAGAAGAGCCGGCGGAAGAGCCCCAAACGCAACACCAGCAGCCGAAAUUCGAGGACAAACCCGCCGAAGAAAAGCUGAACAUAUUCAACCUGCCUCCGAACUUGCAGACGCCUCAAAGUCCCGCCACUUCUGUCGCGUCGAGCGAGGGCAUGACCAUGUCUCAGCCCACCACUCCCAACAACCUAACGCUGACGUCGAUCAUCGCGUCGCAACUUGGUGACACCUUAACGACGAGCACGCCCACUAUGAACAUGCAAACCCACCACGGUCUGAGCAGUCCUAUGUUGCCGCCACCCAAAAUCAACCAACAAAAUUUUCCAAAUCCCGGGACUCUGCAGGGGAUGCUUCCCAUGACCCCGAACCGAUGCCUGAGCCCUAACAAAGACUACUGCUCGAAUAGUCAAGGUUCAAGCGGCUCGACUGGCAAACGAGCCAACCGUACGCGAUUCACCGACUACCAAAUUAAGGUGCUGCAGGAGUUUUUCGAGAACAACGCGUACCCCAAGGACGACGACUUGGAAUACUUGUCCAAACUGCUCAAUCUCAGCCCUAGAGUGAUCGUGGUGUGGUUCCAAAAUGCCAGACAGAAAGCCCGGAAAGUGUACGAGAAUCAACCGGCCGCGGAACCCGCUCCGGGUAUCGAUGAGUCCGGCGCCAACAGGUUCCAGCGAACCCCCGGCCUCAACUAUCAGUGCAAGAAAUGCCUGCUUGUUUUCCAACGAUACUACGAACUGAUCCGUCAUCAGAAAACUCACUGCUUCAAAGAGGAGGAUGCUAAGCGGUCCGCGCAGGCUCAAGCGGCCGCUGCCCAAAUAGCUGCCGUUUUGAGUUCGGAGGACUCUAAUUCCAGCACCAUCGCCGAACAGUCGCAGCAGCAACAGCUACAGACGCAACCCCAAAACUUAACACAACAAUCGAGUUCGCAACCUAGCUCGGCUCACAGCCCUGUCCCGCCGAAUCAACCUACUACUCCUACCCCGAGCCAGAUGAACUACCCGGCUACGUCGCCAUCGCCGUCAGAUACGAAGGAAGGCACGUUCCAGUGCGACAAGUGCAACCUCGUCUUCCCCAGGUUCGAGUUAUGGCGCGAGCAUCAGCUGGUUCACUUGAUGAACCCCAACCUGUUCCCUUCGUAUCCUCCGGACUCUCCGUUCGGGAUUCUGCAGCAGCACGCUCAACUUCAGCAGUUUGGGGUUAAUUUGGGCGAGAUGGCGAAACAGAACGCGAACGCUCCCACCCCCAACGUGCCCCACCCGUUGAUAAACAUGCUGAAUAACGUUACCGGACAGAAGAGGAAAAUCGAAGACUUUGACGGCGAAAGCGACACGUCAGAUCAACCCAAAGACAAACGUCUAAGGACAACUAUUCUACCCGAACAGUUGGAUUACCUCUACCAGAAGUACCAGAUCGAAAGUAACCCGUCGAGGAAAAUGUUGGAGAAUAUCGCCAGGGAGGUCGGCUUGAAGAAACGCGUGGUACAGGUUUGGUUCCAAAACACCCGUGCUCGGGAAAGGAAGGGUCAGUUUAGAGCCCACGCCCAAGUGAUUAAUAAGAGGUGUCCAUUUUGCCCGGCCUUGUUCAAAGUGAAGUCCGCGCUAGAGUCGCAUCUGAGCACGAAACACGCCGAUCAAUGCGCGAGGGGCGAGAUCAACAUCGACGCUUUACCUGAUGAGGAGAUUAGCCUGGAGUCGGCCCCCAGCUUGAGCAGCGGCGGCGAUAGCAAGUUCCAGCAGAACCCAAACAUGAUUCCGCCGCUUUUCCCGCAGCUGCAUCCCGACAUGGAGAGCUCCAUUAAAAAGUACUACGAGGAGAGCAUGAAGAGGUACAUCAACGAACUGCAGCAACACGCCUCCUCGUCUUCCAACGGUGACAAGAGCGAGAUAAAGUGUGAAAAGGGGGAAGGCGGUGAGAUCCCAUUGGAUCUAUCGAAACCGGUGGACUUGUCCCGCCCUAUGAAAGUGUCCAUGGAACACGAGAGAAAUUUGUGCGAUCCGGGGCCACUGACAGAUCUGAGCGAGCGUUCUCUGUGCGACGAAAGGAGCGACACCAUGUCUGAGACGACUGAAUUCAUAGACGACGAGAGCAACCCGACCUCUCCCGCUAGUAGUACCCAGAGCAAUACCCAACGCCAGAUGAAUACCAGCGGCGGUUCCCAGCACGGAGGCGCCAAACGGUACCGCACCCAAAUGUCUUCGGUGCAGGUGAAAAUCAUGAAAAUUUUGUUCGGCGAUUACAAAACGCCCACGAUGGCCGAGUGCGAGAGUUUGGGCAGAGAAAUCGGACUUCCCAAGCGGGUGGUGCAAGUGUGGUUCCAAAACGCUAGGGCCAAAGAGAAGAAGAGCAAGCUGGCCUUGCAAAAGGCCCUCGGACAGCCGGAUAACGAUAACCCGGUACUGCCGGAAGACUGCAAGUACUGCAACUUCAAGUACUCGCACAAGUACUCGGUACAAGACCACAUAUUCACCAAGAGCCACAUCGGGAACGUGCGCGCGCACCUCGAAAAUCAAGGCACCAAGGAAACCGGCGAGGGAGGAGAGUUCACCAUACCGCCGCUUCCCGGAGCUUCUAGCACGGCCGAUUCGACCACCGCGAAUCAGCAACAGCAGCAGCAGCCGCAGAACAUCAACAACAACACUCACAUGCAAUUGCUGCAGAUGCAGAUGGCCGGGAUGCAGAUGACCGGGGCUCAGGUGGCGGCCGCCCAGAAGGGGGAGCAAGAGGAGAACCAGGACAGCCUGUUUCAGCAGCUCUACAGUCUGAGCAACAGUCCCGGGUUCGGUGUUCAGAACCAAUACGUCCACCAUGCGAUGUUCGGCGCGAACGGGGGAGCCGGAGGACUGCUUCUAGACACCGGUUCCGGACCGUCUUUCCUCCCGCUACCCGCUCCGGUCUUGGAGCAGGUGGCGGCCGGCAAUUCGGAACCGGGGGUGACCACCCUCAAGCUGCCCGACACUUACCACCGUCCAGCCGACCUCCCGGUCCGCGACGUCGACAUCGAGGUCUGUUUCGUGUGCAAGAAAUGCCGCCUGGCGUUCCCUACCGACUCCCCUUUGCUCGCUCACCAACGGCAAUGCUACGGCGCCGACCAACAGAGCAGGGGGGCGUUCCGCGUCGUCCAAACGGGGUACGAGUGUCGCGCGUGUAACACGCACGACAAAUUCAAAACGUUGAUAGAGUUGAGGAACCACCUGGAGGUGCACCAGAGAACGCCCCCGGCCGAGUCGCCUUUGAGUCACGAAAUGGAGGACGUGGUCAAUCAAAUCACGCUGUUGGCGGCCAGGGCUGCUCAAGAAACGCCACAGCAAGGACUGGAUGGUAAUUCGAACGCUUUUUGUCAACCGGAGGCCAAGAAGAGAUUCUUGAGUCCUUCGGAGGUGGCGCAGCCAGUAGCAGGUGCCGGUGGUCGUUAACCGAUUCUGUGAGUAGGUUGAGGGGUGGCGACAGGUUGCGUUGGUGGCUCAUAGAGUUUGCGCAAGCGAUCCGAAAGAACUGAAAUGACUCAUACCAGGUCAGAAAAUUUUAGUUGGUUUUGGUUAGGUUAUCAAAAUUUGUUUAUACCAUAUUGAGUAACAAUUCAAAUCGGUGGUUGUAGUUUUAAAAUCAUUUGAGGGUGCAUCAUUUAGAUACAAACUCAACUUCUGUCUCUUCUACAUUCUUUCGACUGAUUUUUAGGGAGCUCUGACAACUGUUUGCAGUCUAAUUGUACGCUUUGAGUGUGAGCAAUUGGUUCAUAUCCUUUCUCAGUGGAAGUAAUUGAAAAUCGAAAGGAAGAAUAAAACUGCAUUUUUUUCCCUUUCUUUCGAUAAAUAUCCUUAAGUAGUGAAUUGGCAAAUGAUAAUCAAUUCCUCAUUGUCAUUCGUCAAAAGCUAUAUUGACCAUUUUGUGACCAAUGAGUACCCAACGGUUUACUUUUUUUAUUUUAUUUUACAUUUUACUAAGAGAUAAAGAUGAAAACGGAUACAUACGUCAACUCGAUUGAUAGAAAAUUGAUGACUUCAAACGCUGAUGAAAUUUAGGUGUACCAUGUUACUAUCUAUUUUAUUGGUUCUCUUUGUGGCAAGCGUUUGAAAUGAAAUAUAGGGAACAAUGAUAACCUUAAUUGCUCCCACUUUGAAUUUAAGCAUCUGAUCCAUAUUUUUUUAGCAAUUGUGAAUAGAAAGGAAGAAGAAGAUUGCAUUUCUUUUCCUUUCUUUCUAUAAACUUCGGUAACUUAGUGGUGAAGAAUGAUAACGAAAAUAAUCAUCAUCUGAAGGUGCACCGGAGGAUUGUUUUAUUGUUUUCUUCUAUGGCUAGAUACACAUCGAACUGCAACACGUAUACAGCGUUCGACUGACCACAAUGACAAUCUAAUUUUGUGUAUUUUUCGAAAACUGUUGUCGCUUUAGCCUGAUGAUAAAAUAUGCAACAGAGUUUCCGAAACCUUCCGGCGUGAGUUAUUUCUCGACAUUGACAUUUCUAACUCGCCAAGCAGGUUGUCACCCCUUAGCUUAUGGACUUGAGAAUACUUAUGUAUAUCGAUAUACCACCUACCUACAAAAAAACACUUGUAAGACAGAGAGCAAUGAGAUUUAUAUAUUUACAGCUGAUGUACUAUAUAUUUUUAAAAGUUAUUACGUUUCUUUCCACGUAGCCGUGUCAAUGUAGUCGUGUAUAUGUUGUAUAGUUGAUAGGCUCAAGAUUCCUAUUGCAACGGAUAGUUACUAUAAGUUGAGCGGUCGCUAAGGGCGCGCAUACACGCGCCGGUCCUCGGCUCGCGCGUACAUUUUGAACGGACCGACGACGGGUGUGAGAAAUCCGCGUCGUACAAUGUUCCUAAACUAACGAGAUGUAGAUAAAAUUUAAAAAAGAAAUCUGCAAGAGCGGCCAGGGUUCCCGCUAGGGCCCAGUAAAACAAGUUCCUAUAAGGGCGCGUCCAAACCCUGUUCCUGAACUAAAAGAAGUAGACGCGUCCCCACCAUUUUUUUAUUCGAUUUUAAAAAUUAUUAAGUGAUGUGCGCGAGAAAAAAGAAAACUCUUUUAUUAUUAUCGCUAUUAUUAUUGAUCAUUAGUUAUUGAUAAAGAAGUUGAUGAGGUGAACGCGCCCGCCAUAUUUAUCAGAUAUAUGUAUAUGUAACUGAAUAUAUCAGCUGGUCAAGAGGGGGGAGACGAUAGGUCGCUUUUUCGAGUUAGAAACGUCGACUCAGAUCCCCGUUCCGGCAGUCAAAUUGGUUCCUACUAAUUAAUAAUCGACACAGUGUUUUUAAGUAAUAAUAUAGUUAUUAUGUUUUAAACAUAUGGUUGGUUUUCACCGGCAUUGUACGUAUACAUAGUAGUAGAUAUAUAUAUAUUAUAUAUAUUUAAAAUUUUAACUAGGUUUUAACGUAAUCCAAAAUAACUCAAAACUGGGGAAUACUUCGGUAUGACCUGCCUCGCAUACUAGUGAGUUUCUUUGGAACUAUGUGUGAUUGUUGACGUGGCGCGUGCGCGCAGACGUAACAACGUGAAUGUGACGUUGGACUAUUACACGAUUAUUAUUACUAUUCAUAUUUGAUUAUAUUUAUUAUUACAUUAUUAUUGCUAUUUGUGCGGUUGGUUCGAUGUGACUUUGUUUUCGAUAUUUCUAGACGCGGGGAGGCCUUACCGACUGUCGCGCCCCACCUCCCACGAGACGCCCCUGUGCCUAAGAGUCCAUAUUCUGAUUUAUACGGGGUAUAUUUAUUUUUUUUGAACUAUAGCAAAAAUACUAAUUGUUUUUAAGUGCCACUGAAUGGCCGUUGACUGCAACUUCUUUAGUAUAUGGUGCACAUGUAUGCAGGGUUUAUUUUUUCAGGCCAGCCUGUAUAUGCAUGCUCAGAGUUGAACUAUAUACUUUAUUCCUCGAAGUAUCGUAUCCUAAAGCGCUUAUCUUUGUUUUGACAUUAAGGAAACCUGUCGUUAUAUAUAUAGCAAAAAAGGAACAAAGUUUGUGUAUAUUUUGCCUUACAAUUGAUCACUAUAAAACAGUAUAAUAUAUAGUUUUCCGUUUUUGAUUUUCGGUAAUAAAAUAAAGCAAAUUAGUGUGAUGAUGAACCAUUCCAAUUACUGUAGCACCAACUUCAAUAUUUUGCUUGGCAUAUAUGACAGUUUCCGUUUGUGUCACAAAAUGAAGAAAAACACCUAUGGGCACGAAAAGUCGAAUCGCAGAUGCCCGCUGUCGUAUAUCGUUGAACUCGUCGUGAAACGCGCUCUUGGAAUAUGUUUCAAUGUACAGGGGGUUAUAUUUAUAAUGAGCAAGUUUGUACCUGGCCAGAAAAACUAAACACGCUGCAUACAUAGAGACCUAAUACUUAAGACAGAUCGGAUAGGGGGUCAUCUUACUUGGACGACCAAGUUUAUUUUAUGGUUUUUAUUGACAAAAAACUCAAAUAGACGGUAAAUAAACUCUGGCCAAUUGGCAAAGUGCAAUUUUAAAAUUUCAUUUUCCGCGAAGCACCUCGUAUACGAUCUAAAAUCGACGAAACAAUAGGGGUGGUCGGUAAAGUCGCCCCGCACGCGUUGGGGUAGCCCCUCCUCGCCCAUACAAGUGGUUCCUAACAUGUUUCAUAUCGCCUCACUUUCCGAAUAUUUUCUACUAACGACUGUUGAAUUUUUUACACGGUAAGUGCGCAGUUUGCUUUUGUAUACCUCAGUACAAAAACGCUCUCUCACUCUCUCUCUUUCUCUCCAUUCGACUAACAAAAAGUAAUACUCUUUGAUCUGUGAGUUGUUUGUUUUGUUUCGUUUCUUUUAUACUACCGCUUUCUCUCAAUCAUACGCGACGGCUAUGGGGCUAGGCUUUGAAAUUUCGUUUUUAUUUUCCGGUGCGUGGUUCCUAAAUGACAGGUAGGUCGUGUAGCCUCGUAGCCGUCAAUAUUAACAGACGUUUUACAAAAAUGCUACUCCAACGGGGGUUCCUUAUAGUUUGUGCAUGAUUCCCUGGUCACCGAGCUUUGUUUCCGUAGUACUAACACUGAUAACGUAACUUUAACCUUAAAAUUCGACCUGUAGCUCAGCGUAGCUUCAAGUUUCAACAACUAGAAAAACAAAAAUUUUAUUUUAUGUUCCGCCCUUGUAACUCAAAUUGAGAGUUUUAUUUGGGACUUGUAACAGGAAAUUAGAACUUGCAGGGCUCUGGCGACCCUAGUAACUUUAAAUUCCUACUAAAUGGACACUAGUGGCUCAAGAGUUUAUUUUAUAUACAGGUUUAGGGUCCUUCGUUAUUAUAGCUUUAAAUUUAAACUGAGCCCUAGAAUGUAAACUAAUUUCACUUGUAAAUUUAAAUUUGCAAAUGUGAUAACACGCUUGUAAUUUAAAGCUCUAUGACUAAUUGACGCUUUUGACCAUAAAAUAACACUAACAUACUCUAAGUUUGUACUUACAAUUAGCAACUGUAAUAAUAAAUUCUCUAUUGAAGUUAAAAAAGUUAAAUACUUUUGAGGCGUCUGCGUUUGAAAUCAAGAUCACGUCUUUUGAGUUAUGGCUGCAAAAUUGAUUUCGUCACUUGGUCUUAUGAUACGCAAAAACUGCACAAAUCAACCGAACCUAAGAAGCUACCAGGUUACAAUUCUAUAAGGCUCAUUUUAAUUCCCCAAAUAAAGGUUUGUUUACCUAAAUUUCUCGACCUUUUUUGUGAAUUUGUUUUACUAGUGGCCCCUUUACAUUAUUUCGUGCGUUUUGUUUCGAUCGACGGUGUAUAAAGUACUACCCCCUCCCAGGGAGGUUCGCCGCUGCAUUUUUGUAAAUACGUCCAGAUCACUUAGCGUUUAAGUGUUUUUUUUUGUAUAAUUUUUCGGGUACGUACUCAGACCCCCCUCCCCGCGAGACUUGACAAGAAAAGUGAUUUUAGGUUUAGGUUACUGCGACGUCUUUAUUUAUUUUCGAAUUCUCGCGAUGUAAAUACCAUAAGUUUAGUUUGUACAAAAAACUUGGCGGGGGGGAGACGCGAAAAACUCGCGUAUGUUUGAGGGAGAGUGCUAUGACGUAGCUUGCGCGUUUAGUUGGUUGUUUUUUCGGCGGACCAUUUUCCCCGCGCCAUAUUUUUAAUAUAUAUUUUUUUUACACACCCACACCCACAGACCCCCCGCCCCCUCCCGAAGGAUGUUAUUGUUGUGUUUUCCGAUUUUUCGACAAACAACCCCGAUGAAUAUUAAUAAUAAUAACUUCUAGGUAAAUGUUUGUAUCCUACGGCUUCAGCCGCUCUCAUUUUGUGAGUGUAUAUG
Molecule: messenger RNA, 14242 nt
Organism: Cylas formicarius (sweet potato weevil)
Lineage: Eukaryota; Metazoa; Arthropoda; Insecta; Coleoptera; Brentidae
Gene: zfh2
Product: zinc finger homeobox protein 4
Exons: 7
Coding region: 329-9436 (3035 amino acids)
Biological process (GO): regulation of transcription by RNA polymerase II
Cellular component (GO): nucleus
Molecular function (GO): RNA polymerase II cis-regulatory region sequence-specific DNA binding; DNA-binding transcription factor activity, RNA polymerase II-specific; zinc ion binding
Source: RefSeq, a predicted model, not a curated record